Messenger RNA from Rhineura floridana, 897 nucleotides. Its product is annotated as histidine-rich glycoprotein-like. Lineage: Eukaryota; Metazoa; Chordata; Lepidosauria; Squamata; Rhineuridae. The transcript has 4 exons. The record is from RefSeq and is a predicted model, not a curated record. Bases 1 to 897 code for a protein of 298 amino acids.
AUGGGUAUGAAUGUGCUGAACAUCAAUGGGACUUUCAAUAUCUACAACCAGGAGCACUUCCACCACAACUGCAGGAACCCUGACCAGUUCCAUCACAACACCAGCUUCCACAAUCACUACACCCACAUCAAGAGCCACCAUCACACCUGCAGCCACCAGCAGCAGCCUCAGUACACCAGCUUCUAUGAUGGCGAGCUCCACCACAUUAAUUGCUACAAUGUCAACAAGCACUACCGCAAGAACAGGCACAACACCUCUAGUGACUACCAUUGCAACCAUCCCAGUGACUACUACACCACAUUCUACUACAACAGCAGCCACGAUAUCUACAACCAGGAGCACUUCCACCACAACAGCAGGAACCCUGACCAGUUCCAUCACAACACCAGCUUCCACAAUCACUACAGCCACAUCAAGAGCCACCAUCACACCUACAGCCACCAGCAGCAGCCUCAGUACACCAGCUUCUAUGAUGGUGAGCUCCACCACAUUAAUUGCUACAACGUCAACAAGCACUACCGCAAGAACAGACACAACACCUCUAGUGACUACCAUUGCAACAAUCCCAGUGACUACUACAUCACAUUCUACUACAACAGCAGCCACGAUAUCUACAACCAGGAGCACUACCACCACAACUGCGGGAACCCUGACCAGUUCCAUCACAACACCAGCUUCCACAAUCACUACACCCACAUCAAGAGCCACCAUCACACCUGCAGCCACCAGCAGCAGCCUCAGUACACCAGCUUCUAUGAUGGUGAGCUCCACCACAUUAAUUGCUACAACGUCAACAAGCACUACCGCAAGAACAGACACAACACCCCUAGUGACUACCAUCACAACAAUACCGCCAGCUACUACUCUGAGUUCCACCACAACAGAAGCCAUGAGUAG